Molecule: messenger RNA, 999 nt
Organism: Exserohilum turcica Et28A
Lineage: Eukaryota; Fungi; Ascomycota; Dothideomycetes; Pleosporales; Pleosporaceae
Exons: 1
Coding region: 1-999 (332 amino acids)
Molecular function (GO): oxidoreductase activity, acting on the CH-OH group of donors, NAD or NADP as acceptor
Source: RefSeq, a predicted model, not a curated record
AUGGCGCAACCCCACGCCACCAUUGCCAUCCUCUCAAUUGGCCAAAUGGGCCUCGGCAUCGCCGCACUGCUGCAAUCCAACAACUACACCAUCACCACCACCCUCAACGGACGCAGCCCCGCAACACGGGACCGCGCCGCCUCGCUCGGCAUCCGGGUACUCGAUACAGACGAAGAACUCGUUGCAACUGCAGACUACCUCCUCAGCAUCGUGCCGCCGCGCGACGCCGUCGCAACAGCCGAGCGAGUGAUUGCUGCGCUGCAGAAAGGAUGUCGAGCCGCACCAUCAGAACCCCGGAAACACUGCUUGUACUAUCUAGAUCUGAAUGCCGUAAGCACAUCUACCGCGCGCGGCACAGCAUCGCUAUUUGAAAACAACGGAAUGCAAGACCAAGUCCGGUAUAUAGACGGCUGUAUCAUUGGGACGCCACCUCGUGCCCCCUCCUCUCCAUCAUCCUCACCACAAAGCAGCAGCAGCACCACCACCACCACCACCAACACCACAGAUGCCACCUCCCUCUCCUCCUGGUACCGCCCCGGAAUCCCGUUAUCAGGCCCAGCUGUACUGCCAGACGCACAUUUAGCUUCAGUCCUCAACACGCGGCAUCUGGGCCCGCAAGUCGGCACAGCCAGCGGCUUGAAAUGCUGUUUCGCGGCGCUGACAAAGGGCUUUACGGGACUGGCGCUACAAGCGUUUACCACGGCGGAAUCGCUCGGCGUGCUGCCGGAUCUACUGUCAUACAUGGACGUGUAUAAUCCCGGGGCGCGUGCAAAGGCCGAAAGGGGGGUUGUGGCGUGCACGGGGAAGGCGUACCGCUGGGUUGAAGAGAUGCGCCAGAUAGGCGAGUGUUUUGACGACGAGGGCGGGUGGACAAGUGCCAGUGUGUUUCGAGAGCUUGCAGCUGUGUUUCAGCGGCUGGCGGAUGUGGUGGAGCACGAGGGGGGCAGUGAGGGUAUGAGUGAUGUACGUGGUGUUGUGGGGGCGUUGGGUGGUAUGUAG